AUGAUAAUAACAUGCUCAGGAUCGGAUUAUGAGGGUACAUUUACUAUUGAUGGUGUUUAUUCAUUUGAAACACAUCGAAUGGGUCUCACACAAAAAUAUCAACAAGGUACUGGUUAUCCAAUAAAGAAUUUAGGCCAUCAAGUCACUAUUCAACUGACGUGGAAUGCUCAAGAUGAUCAAUUUGAAGGCAAAUAUUAUGUUCGAACAAAUAAAUAUAAGAAUGAAGAUAAAUUUCAACUUAAAAUCAAUAGACAACAAGAACUUUCUACAUAUUACAUACAAGAGAUGCCGAGUGGGUUGAGUGGGAACGGGUACCCAUUGGCUUGGAACGCUUACUCAUUGGGUUGGAACGGGCACUCAUUGGGUUGGAACGGGCACUCAUUAGGUGAAAACGGGUACCCUUCAGGUGGAAACGGGUAUCCGUUGGGUUACAACGGGUACUCAUUGGAUGGGAACUGGCACCCAUCAGGUGGGAACGGGUACCCAUUGGAUUUUAGCCUCUAUAAGUUAGCCUUAACCCAAACCAGUGGGCUGGGCAGGCCAGCUGAAUGAUUCCAAUCCCGACCCACCUAUUAAAUUUUUUAAGUAGACUUUACGAUGUAUCAUUUUAGUUCGAUCGAUCGAAAAUUAAGUUAAAAAUGGCAUUGGCACAUUAGAUUAUUACUCAUCUCAUACAAAUUUUUUUAAAUUAGUUUUUUUUUGUAAGAAAGUCUACAUGCAAAAUGAGGAUCGGAUAUAGUUUGAUUUUUGCUUCAGACAAAUAUCUGCUUUAUCUAUUUCUUUCAUCUGGUAUGUUUUUCUCUACGUGUAGUUAACAGUGCCAAAGUGAAUAAUAAUAUAACUAAUAUAAUUACUGGUUAUGUUCUCUUCUUGAUUUAUAUUUUAUUGUUUCCUUUAAUGCUCAUAGCCAUGGUGAAUAUUGCCGUUUUAUCCAUAUGAAAAUUAAAAAAAUAUGCAAGGUAUCCCUAAGGUUCACCAGAAAAGUAAACUUGAAUAUCUCGUACGCAAAUCAAGUGAUUUUCAUUUUUGUAUAUUACAAUAUUAGUUUCCUUGAAGUUUCAUUUCCUGCGAUUUAUUUUGCAAUGCAUAUUAAAAACAAUGACAUCCGACUGAAACACAAAUCUCUCGCUUUUGAAGUAUUAGAAUAAAGACAAUCUAUAUUUCGCCUUUUUAUUAGUUUAUUGUCGUUAUUAAUAUUUAUUCAAAAUUAAAUUUGAUAUUCAAUCUUCAAUAAGUAUCAAAUAGACAUUGGCUUUUACUUUAUUUCUAUUGGCGAAUUCACUCGAAUGAAAAACGAUUUCGUUAAAAAAAAGCGAAUGAAUUUUAGGUCUUGGUGGAAAAUGUCGAAAGAGGAAAAAUGUCGAAAAAAAAAUAGGAAAGGAAGAUAUCGAAAGGAAAAUGUCGAAAUGAUUGAUCCGUUCGUGUAAUGCAUGAUUGAUUGUAUGCUUUAUUAAUUUAAAAAUGAAAAGCCAAAAGAAAAUUCAGAAUAUUAUAAAAUGCUACUUUUUUUUCUUCCAAAUUAGUAACGAUAAGCUUGACAAUAGUGUCUUGGCAUCUAUUUGCUUCUUGAGAAAUCUAUCGUGCAGAGUAUCAAGUCUUAUUUGAAAAGCUUUUGUUUUUGUUGAUUUUUUCGGUGCAGAUGCACCAGCAUCAAGUUGAAUUGAAAUAUGUUCGAAACGAACAUGUUCUUGUCGAAUCAAUUGAAUAAAGGGUGGGUGGGUGUGAAUGUUGACAUUAAUUUCGCACCUACACCCCACAUCCACACCCACCCACACUCUGACAUCUUUCAACUUAUUCGACAUUGUCCUUUUCGAUAUUUUCCUUUUCUGCUAUUUUUUCCUUCGACGUUUUCCUCUAACCCCGAAUUUUAUUGAUUGUAACUGCCCUUUACCAAUGAUAUCAAAUAUUUACAUGCUUGAACUCGAAUUUGUAAACUAUUAAUAUUAAAUAUUUUGUCAAAUCGAACCCAUUAUGACUUACGAGGGAACCACCCGAGGUGUCAAAAAGCUUUUCAGUCGGAGAUAUGAUGGUUAGAUAGGGCAUAGCUAGGAGUGAUAUACCCUAAGUUAGUUCGUGCCCAAGUUGCUUCUAACAGGAGUUAUGAAAUGUGAAAUUUAGGUAUAAAAAUGAAUCAGGGAAGG
This is a messenger RNA of Rotaria sp. Silwood2, 2141 nucleotides long. Lineage: Eukaryota; Metazoa; Rotifera; Eurotatoria; Philodinida; Philodinidae. The record is from the annotation of a GenBank genome assembly.